AUGAUUAUGUCAAGUAAACAUCGAUCUUUAUUCCCGCCGGGUCUGGCGGAGUUGGAUAUUUUUCCAUCGAAAUCGUUCAAAUUUGCGAUGCUCAACAAAAUAAUACAAGAUCAUAUCGAUGUUAUAAACUAUGCGAAAGAAGAUGUUGUUGUUCGUGUCCUCGAACUUAGCGAAAAUCAAGGUGUUGAUAUUGCUUACGAUUCGAUAUACGUUGAAUCAAGUUUUGCAAAAUCUCUUGUCACAGUAAGACAAGAUGGUACAUAG
Adineta ricciae is the source of this 264-nucleotide messenger RNA. The record is from the annotation of a GenBank genome assembly. NCBI's taxonomy places the organism in Eukaryota, Metazoa, Rotifera, Eurotatoria, Adinetida, Adinetidae.